Molecule: messenger RNA, 1584 nt
Organism: Aureobasidium subglaciale EXF-2481
Lineage: Eukaryota; Fungi; Ascomycota; Dothideomycetes; Dothideales; Saccotheciaceae
Exons: 2
Coding region: 1-1584 (527 amino acids)
Biological process (GO): carbohydrate transport; transmembrane transport
Cellular component (GO): membrane
Molecular function (GO): carbohydrate:proton symporter activity
Source: RefSeq, a predicted model, not a curated record
AUGGGUUUUCUUUCGUUGAAGAAGCCCGACGAUGAGGUUGGUGCCGCAUGGCCCUCCAUCAUGGUCGGUGCCUUUGCCGCUUUUGCUGGUAUCCUCUAUGGUUACGACACAGGAACCAUCUCCGGUAUUCAGGAGAUGCCUUACUGGAUCGAGCAAUUCAACGACCCCGCAGCUAGCGGAAGGAUCUCUCUCAUCGUCUCUAUUCUCUCUGUCGGUACAUUCGUUGGUGCCCUUGCAGCUGGUCUGAUUGCCGACUACACUGGUCGCAAGUGGGGUAUUAUCCUCUGCGCCGCCAUUCCUUUCAACCUUGGUGUCAUUCUCCAGGUCGCAUCCACCUCUCAACCCAUGUUCAUUGCUGGUAGAUUCUUCGCUGGUCUGGGCGUCGGUCUCGUUUCUGUUCAAAUUCCCAUGUACCAGGCAGAGACACUACCCAAGUGGAUUCGUGGUUUCAUUAUUGGUUCUUACCAAUUGUGCAUCACCAUCGGUCUUCUGUUGGCCUCUUUGAUUAACUAUGGAACCAAGGACCGCAACGACAGCGGCUCUUACCGCAUUCCCCUCGCUAUCCAGUUCGCCUGGUCUCUCAUCCUCUGCAUUGGAAUGUUCUUCCUGCCCGAGACUCCACGCUUUCUGAUCAAGAAGAACAAGCAAGAGGCAGCAAGAAAGUCCCUCCACUUCCUUCGCCGUCUUCCAGAGGACCACCCUGCUCUUACCGCCGAGCUCGCCGAGAUCACCGCCAAUUACGAGUACGAGAUGUCCCUCGGUACCGCUUCAUACUUCGAGUGCUUCAAGGGUAACACCGGAAAGCGUACCUUCACUGGUAUUGCUCUCCAGUCCCUCCAACAGCUUGUCGGUGUCAACUUCAUCUUCUACUAUGGUACUUCCUACUUCUCCAGAAACGCUCCCCCAGCCGGUUCUGGUAUCCAGUGGCUGCCCGACGCCUUCAUUCUGUCCGUUAUCACCAACGUUAUCAACGUCAUUUCUACCUUCCCUGGUCUCUGGGCCAUUGACAAGUUCGGUCGUCGCCCCGUUCUGCUUGCCGGUGCUCUUGGUAUGGGUAUCUCCCAGUACAUUGUCGCCGCCGCCGGUGUCGCCACUUCCGCCACCGACUACACCUCCGCAUGCGCCCAGUUCGCAUUCAUCUGCAUCUACAUCUUCUUCUUCGCCUCCACCUUCGGCCCCGCCGCCUGGGUCGUCACCGGCGAGAUCUUCCCCCUCAAGGUCCGCGCCAAGUGUCUGUCCAUGACCACGGCCGCCAACUGGUUCUUCAAUUGGCUGUUGGCCUUCAUCACCCCCUACCUCACCGAGAUCAAGUACGCCAACCUCGGGCCCAACAUUUUCUGGAUCUGGGGAGGAUUUUGCUGGGUUGCCGUUGUGUUCGUGUGGGCCUUUAUCUAUGAGACCAAGGAUCUUUCUCUCGAAGAGGUCAAUGAGCUUUACAACACUGUUGGCAAGGCUUGGAAGAGCAAGGCUUACCGUCCUAUGGUCAGCCAGCGCAAUGGAGAUUGGGACUCUGCUCGCUCCAAGGCCGAGGCCGAGGGCAAGACUUCUGUCGCUCCUAGCGAUGAGAUGCUUGAAAAGGCAUAG